Molecule: messenger RNA, 517 nt
Organism: Acanthisitta chloris (rifleman)
Lineage: Eukaryota; Metazoa; Chordata; Aves; Passeriformes; Acanthisittidae
Gene: TMEM11
Product: transmembrane protein 11
Exons: 1
Biological process (GO): inner mitochondrial membrane organization
Cellular component (GO): mitochondrial inner membrane
Source: RefSeq, a predicted model, not a curated record
GGUCACCUUGUCCUCCACGGACUGUUACAUUGUGCACGAGAUCUACAACGGAGAGAACGCUCAGGACCAGUUUGAGUACGAGCUGGAGCAGGCCCUGGAGGCACAGUACAAGUACAUAGUGAUAGAGCCCACGCGCAUCGGGGACGAGACGGCGCGUUGGAUCACUGUGGGGAACUGCCUGCACAAGACGGCCGUGCUCGCGGGCACCACCUGCCUCUUCACCCCUCUGGCCCUUCCAGUAGAUUAUUCUCACUACAUCUCCCUGCCUGCAGGUGUGCUGAGCGUGGCUUGCUGCACCCUCUAUGGUAUCUCUUGGCAGUUUGAUCCCUGUUGCAAGUACCAAGUCGAGUAUGAUGCCUAUAAACUCUCCCGCCUGCCCCUGCAUACACUCACCUCCUCCACCCCCGUGGUGCUGGUGAGGAAGGACGACCUGCACAGAAAGAGACUGCACAACACGAUAGCACUCGCUGCCCUGGUGUACUGUGUAAAGAAGAUCUAUGAACUCUAUGCUGUAUGA